Messenger RNA from Mya arenaria, 1276 nucleotides. RefSeq names its product zinc finger CCHC domain-containing protein 17-like. The transcript has 9 exons. Lineage: Eukaryota; Metazoa; Mollusca; Bivalvia; Myida; Myidae. Gene Ontology annotation, biological process: RNA stabilization. Gene Ontology annotation, molecular function: zinc ion binding; RNA binding. The record is from RefSeq and is a predicted model, not a curated record. Bases 64 to 861 code for a protein of 265 amino acids.
UCAUUUUCAAAAUUGUAAACAAUAAAGUGUGGUGAUUGUCAAUCGAUCUGAAAUUCCGAUAAAAUGUCAAAACGUCCACCAGAAAGGCGUCAAGAUAAUGAAGAAGGUCCGAUUAAAAAACGAAGGAAUGAGGGACCCGUGCCACCUAUGUUUAAAGUAUUUCAUUGUGAGGUUGCGUCUGUGAAAGAGUAUGGGAUAUUUGUCAAAAUUCCAGGAACAGACAGACAAGGCUUAGUACACAAAUCGCAGAUAUCGAAAAGUAGGGUGGACGACCCUAGUGACAUGUUUGCAAGAGGGGAAUAUGUUUACUGUAAAGUCAUAUCAAUUCAAGAAGAUGGUGAUAAGAUAGGACUUGCAAUGAAAAGUGUCAACCAAACUACCGGCCAGGAUCAAGAUCCAAAUAACAUAGAGCUUAGUCAGGAUGAGCAGAGGCGUAAACAGUUUGGAAACCGACCAGGGCGAGAGAAGAUUGUCCUGGAUGCUGUACUCGAUACUACGUGCAAGAAAUGUGGGGGCACGGGUCAUUUAGCCCAAGACUGUUUUAAGACCGGGGACGCAUCGUACGAGUUGAUACCUGACCUGGACGACUAUAUGCACGAAGUGGGGACUUCAAAUGUUCACAAGAAAGAUACAGAAUCGUCACCAAAGAAAAAGAGCAAAAAGAACAAGAAGGAGAAGAAGAAAAAAGAGAAAAAGAGAAAGAAGAAGACAAAGCGAUACAGCAGCUCAAGUUCAAGUUCAGAUUCCAGUAGUGACGACGAUGUUAGACAUAGGAAAAAGAAACACCACAAAGAAAGGCGUGACCGGAAGAGGGAAAAGGAAAGAAGGGAGCGACGUCACAGUAGUUCAAGCAGUGGAUGAACUGUUUUGAUACAAACAGGAUAAACAAGGGAUGCAGUUCAUGUAUUAAGAUCAACAAAUACAAUAUGCAGCCAAUGGUGAUGACGUAUAUUGGAGGGCUGUUCAAAAAUCUCUUAGACUUUUUUGAGUAAAAGCUUUGCCUUGCAGAAAUUAAACAUAAUAAAUGUUAGGUAUUCUGCUCAUAAAAAUAAUGUUUUAUUUCGUUUUGCUAAACUGACCUUCCAUAGAAAAUUAUUGUUUUAUUUCGUUUUGGUAAACUGACCUUCCGUAAAAAUAUAUUAGUAUAGUCUAUAAACCUGUCGAACAGCCCUCCUAUACAUGUAUAUAUGUAUGCACUUUAUUCGGGCCGUUAUGGACUAUGGGAAAAUGGAGGGUUGUGUUGUGUAAAUGUACUAAAUAAAUGGUUUUAAUAUAA